Messenger RNA from Lotus japonicus, 1140 nucleotides. Its product is annotated as protein LIGHT-DEPENDENT SHORT HYPOCOTYLS 5-like. The coding region runs from base 342 to 1052 and encodes 236 amino acids. Lineage: Eukaryota; Viridiplantae; Streptophyta; Magnoliopsida; Fabales; Fabaceae. The transcript has a single exon. The record is from RefSeq and is a predicted model, not a curated record. Gene Ontology annotation, biological process: response to light stimulus; mRNA transcription. Gene Ontology annotation, cellular component: nucleus.
GUGAUUUAAACGUCCCAUCACCAAUCUCUCUCUGAAAAUUUUCCCCAAUUUUUUUCUCUCUCACUCUUCAAACUUGAAUCCAAACCAAACAAGAUCACCCUCUCCUCAUGAUUUCUCGGUUCUCAGUACACAAACCAGAAACCCUUUCCCAUGAAAAAAUCUUCCUCAAACUCUAACAAACCCUCAUCAUCAUCACUCACUCACACACAUCACUCUCAUUCACAGUUACCAAUUCACAAACCUCGUCCCUCACACUGAACAGGCAGUGAAAUUGAACAAACAACAUAAAAAUCCCCAAAUUGAACCUACUCUGGUAGGUUCCAGAAGCUUCUCGAUCAAUCAUGGAAUCAGCAUCAGGAGGAGCAACCGCACCCGCACCUGCACCUUCAGAGGGACAAUCAACCGUACCUUCUGCUAUACCGGCAGCCACCGCACCACCACCACCUGAGGGAUCAUCGCCGGCGCCACCGAGCCGUUACGAGUCGCAGAAGCGGCGAGACUGGAACACGUUCCUGCAGUACCUGCAGAAUCACAAGCCGCCAUUGACACUGGCUCGAUGCAGUGGCGCGAACGUGAUUGAGUUUUUGAAGUACCUUGAUCAGUUUGGGAAGACGAAGGUGCACGUGUCCGGGUGUCCGUACUUCGGGCACCCAAACCCUCCGGCUCCCUGCGCCUGCCCGCUUAAGCAGGCGUGGGGCAGCCUUGACGCGCUGAUCGGACGGCUCAGGGCGGCCUAUGAGGAGAACGGAGGUCGCCCUGAGUCGAACCCGUUCGGCACGAGGGCAGUGAGGAUUUACCUUAAGGAGGUUAGGGAAGGACAGGCUAAAGCUAGAGGGAUUCCUUAUGAGAAGAAGAAGCGAAAGAGGUCAGCCGUAACCGCAGCGGGGAGUAGUAGUGGCGGUGGUGGUGGUUAUAAUGAUAGCUGUCCAGUUUCUGUUGCAAAUAGUGGCGGUGCUGCUGGUGGUGGAACAGGUGACACCACCACUGUUGGUGGCGAUUCUAGUGCUAGUCUAACUUCUACAACUAGUGUUGCUACUAGCACAGUAUCGUAAUGUUAAUUUUAAUAUUUUUUAUUAAAUUCUCCCUAUUUGUUUCAUUAAAUCUAGCUAUUUAUCUAUCUUUAGUUUUGACCUAAGUAAA